AAACCGUUUUCAAAUGUGUGAUGUGACUGUCUUCAUGGCGCUUGUUUUCAGUUAUCUGAUUUAAAUAUCUUUUAAUUGAUUUGAAAUAAAUUUACCACUAACUUGUAGUUUGAACAUGAACGAUACUAAACUUCCCUUUAACCAGAGUGAUUUGAAUUCGUCCUACACAGAAGAGCUUCGUACCGAAUUGCAAAAAUGGUACAAAACCGAGUUCAUAGUGAAAGUACUGAAGCAACGAAAUUCGCCGAUUUCCGUUGAUCAGAGAGCGUUGCUGGGAAUGUAUCUGAACGACAAUCCUCUACCUCUAGGUUUGGACCGAAUACGGAAUGUAGAGUUAAAAUAUCUGGACCGGCUAAAACUGAACGAAUAUUUAGAAAAUGAAAUUAUCCUCCAUACGAAACCGGCUAUUGAAAAAAUGUCCCAAAUCACUCACAACUUAAAUGCACUCAGCAAUCCUCCGUACAAAGACUUCCUCGAGGUCCUUGAUCUGGAAGCGGAGAAGCGUAAAUUAACAGAAGAGUUGAUCAAGUUGAAAAACCGUAAAGUGCAUUUUAUGAACCUUUGUGCAGAAAUGAGAACCGGUCCUUAUCAGAAAAAUACGGUGGAAACGAAAAAUGCCGAAUGCAAAGCACUACAAAUCAAAGCAGAAACAAUACAAAAAGUUAUGAUUCAUGAGGUGACUACAAGUACGGCACAUGCAUUGAAGGCGGUCAAGGAAGUAGAAGCAAACAUCGAUGCUCUUCUCAGUCUGAAAUAAGAUGCUAUCUCCAGAGCUCCUUGAGCUUGAUUCAAGACGAAUUCGAGGCGAACCGAAUCAAAUACGUACUAUGAAUGGGUUUCUAGAAAAUUAUUUCAUACUUAUCAGAUGAAUCCAAAAUUCAACUAUCCUAUUGUACCAUGUGGAUUUUGUUAUACAGCUUUUGGACAAUUCCAAGAACCCAAUUGGACAUUCUUAGAUUAGCAGUUAGCAUCCAAAUUAAUAUUUUUUCAAUCGAAUGUUACAUUGAAACCCGUUUUUUUCUUUUCAUUUUUACUGAAAGGGGUAGGAUGGUGUACUUAAGUUCUUGCAGCUCUUGCAAAAAAAA
Messenger RNA from Aedes aegypti (yellow fever mosquito), 1085 nucleotides. RefSeq lists its product as uncharacterized. The coding region runs from base 116 to 757 and encodes 213 amino acids. NCBI's taxonomy places the organism in Eukaryota, Metazoa, Arthropoda, Insecta, Diptera, Culicidae. The record is from RefSeq and is a predicted model, not a curated record. The transcript is spliced from 4 exons.